This is a messenger RNA of Trichogramma pretiosum, 2972 nucleotides long. It is a transcript of the gene bdl, whose product is annotated as protein borderless. The record is from RefSeq and is a predicted model, not a curated record. Gene Ontology annotation, cellular component: plasma membrane; axon. Gene Ontology annotation, molecular function: cell-cell adhesion mediator activity. The transcript has 12 exons. Lineage: Eukaryota; Metazoa; Arthropoda; Insecta; Hymenoptera; Trichogrammatidae. The coding region runs from base 660 to 2699 and encodes 679 amino acids. Gene Ontology annotation, biological process: axon guidance; homophilic cell-cell adhesion; dendrite self-avoidance.
UACAGCGGAGUAUAUAGCAACGACGCAUCACGCGCGCACAAGAGCAAAAAGCAAGCGGUCCAACACUCAAGCUCGCUGCGGCCAAUGCACAACUGUCACUGAACAUCUCAAUGCAUAGAGCGCAAUAGCACGGCUCGAGUGAGCUCAACUGCACUUAAAUCGAUCUGGCCACACUCCGAGGUCCCGAAUUCGAGAGGAAGAAAUUCGGCUUGUUGAGAGCCAGACGAACGCGUGGACAAUUUCCACAAGAGCGAUGCUAACGAGGAAACACCAUCGCCAGUGACAUAAGGAGGGACGGAAGUUCUCCGCCGCUUUGUGGCCUUGCUGGACGAUUCAUUAAGCUCGAUUCAUCGCGGUCAUCAUCGAGACGCACGUACAGACAUUAUCUAUAUUUGCUACUGUGUACGUUCUGACACGACUCGAACAACCUAUCGUCCCUAGCAGUUUUUCUUCGAGUCUCGAGCCAUUUCCAUCUAUUGACGCCGGAAUGACGAUUGGUCCUUUGAGAUUCUCAUCGUUUCUGGUGAUCCUCGUUACUAAAGCUCUCGUAAAUUAAAUCUUUUUAUUUCCUUCGAAAAGCCAUUUUGCAUAACAUAAUUGUGUGAAUAGCCAAACUCACAUAACUUAUAUAUGUUUUUUAAUAAUUAUUGUGCACCGAUAUGGGAGCGAAAAGUGUUUUCAAGACGUUCGUCUUGAUUUUACUAUUUUACAAAGUUGCGGCUCAGAGUUUACUCCUGGAAGAAGAAAAAGAGCCAAGUUACCUUGCCGCAGCCGUCGGCGAGUACGUCGUUUUCAAUUGCGAUCUCGACUUCCCACAUGACAUACCGAUACCCUACAUACUAUAUUGGAAUCGUGAUGGUCAAACAAUUUUCUCUUGGUUUGAUGGUAUGAUAUCAGCUGACGAUGGUUAUUCAGGUCGCAUCAGAUUAAUCGAUGAUGCCAAAACUAGAGGUUUUGGUCAGGGCAGUAUUAAUCUCACUAAUAUAAGAGAUAGUGACCAAGGGUGGUAUGAGUGCAGAGUCAUUUUUCCCAAUAGAACUCCCAGUUCAAGAAACAAUGGUACUUGGUUUCAUCUAGCUAUUGACGGUUUGUUGCCGCCAACGACCGAUGUUCCAGGCGAGACGCUCUUGGCUGUUCCCCCCAUUAAUAAGACUGUCAUGGAGGGAGAUCCAGUCUCUUUUGACUGUGUUGCAAAAAAUAAUAAAUCUACAGUGACAUGGUAUCGCGAAGGAGUAGAGAUCUCAAAACAACAGGAUCUCUUAGAACGAACAAUUAUAGCUAGCGAUGGCGCGCUCACUAUCAAUCCAUCUUUGAUGGGUGAUCUUGGCGAAUACAGCUGUACCGUAACCAAUGAAUAUGGGGAAACACAAAGUGCUGCUGCUUAUCUGAAUGUACAAUACAGAGCUAAAGUUAUCUAUGCUCCAAAAGAAGUAUUUUUACCUUAUGGUAAACACGCUCUAUUAGAUUGCCAUUUUCGAGCGAACCCACCGCUUACAAAUUUGAGAUGGGAAAAGGAUGGAUUUCUCUUUGAUCCAUACAACGUGCAAGGAGUGUUUUACAGAAGAAACGGGUCACUAUUUUUCAAUAAAGUAGAUGAAAGUCAUGCCGGGAGCUAUACGUGUACACCUUAUAAUGCUCUUGGUACAGAAGGGCCAAGCUCACCAAUCAAUGUGAUCGUUCAACGUCCUCCGGUUUUUACGGUGAUUCCUCAGCAUUUGUAUAUGCGUAAACUUGGUGAUACAUUGGAAAUACCCUGUGAUGCGCGAGACGGUGAUCUCAAUCACAGGCCAUCAAUAAUGUGGUAUAAGGAUGGAAUACCCUUAUCACCAGAUAGGAUGUUUAUAAAAGGAGGAAAUUUAACUAUUGAACGGAUACAGGAACAAGAUAGAGGAAUGUAUCAAUGUGCUGCGAGCAACGAAGCUGCUACAGUUGUAGCAGAUGCUGAAUUAAUGGUUCUUAAUGUACCACCACGUGCGCCUUACAAUUUAAGUGCUAAUAGUACCAAAAAUGCUGUAACAUUGACAUGGGUCCCUGGUUAUGUCCGACCCAAAAUGGAAUAUUCUAUAUGGUAUAGACCUACAGAUACAUCUGAAUGGCGAACAAUGAAAAUAGUAUCCAGAAAAAUUACUGAAGCUACUGUAGGAAAUUUGGCUCCAGGCAAAGAGUAUGAAUUUAUGGUACUUAGCCAGGAUAAACAUGGAGAUGGAAUGUUCAGCAAAACCGUUCGCAUUUUCACUCAACCUAACAUGAACUUACAAAAUAUCGCAUCUGAAUUUAAAUUCUCGCAAGAUGAAUAUAAUAUGGGACCUCCACGAAACGUUCGAGUUCAAGUAACAGUAGAAGGAUAUCUUGUAACGUGGGAGCCUCCAACCACCGGUAAAGAAAAAAUUAAGUACUACACUGUGAGGUGGUUCAGAGGGCCUUCUGAGCACUUGUACGGAAGAGCUGAAACAACUGAUACUUAUUAUUUGGUAAAAACUUUAGAAGAAGAAAACUAUUACACAUUUGAAGUAGUGGGAACUUCAGAAAAUGAUGAUAUAUCAGUAAGCGAUAGAUUUACUUUGGAAGUUCCUGCAUACCGGAGAAACCGAGCUAUAUCGAUGGGAAUAGUGGCAGGAAUUGGUUUUUUGGCCGCUGCUUUGGGAGCUAUUUGGUGGGCUAAAAAACGCUUUUGUCAGAAUACGGCCGAUGCAAAAUGAUCAUCUUGCGUUUCUUAAAAAAUUAAACUCAAAUUUAUGACUAACAGACAUUCUAAAAUCUGAUUAUAGCUGGGUAAAUUUCAGCAAAAUUUAGUCAUUUCAGAGAUACAUUGAGUUCAGUUUUUAUAUGAAAUUUGUUUUUAUACAAGUUCAACUCUAUUGAUGAAUUAGUUGAUACAUAUAAUAGCUUUACUUUGUUGGAAAAUUAAAUUUCAGAAUUAUAUAUAUGGGUAAGGCUCAGAAAUCAUAAGACAUCUGAAAAAUAAUGUAACU